Messenger RNA from Culex quinquefasciatus (southern house mosquito), 1567 nucleotides. RefSeq names its product protein PAT1 homolog 1. The record is from RefSeq and is a predicted model, not a curated record. The coding region runs from base 401 to 1567 and encodes 388 amino acids. Lineage: Eukaryota; Metazoa; Arthropoda; Insecta; Diptera; Culicidae. The transcript is spliced from 4 exons.
AUUUCAUUUUGCCACACCACAAACAUUAAAUUCCCACCGAAUCUGCCAUCACUGGUCGCCACUGUCAUCUUGCUGUCAUCCGUCGUCUCGCCGCUCGCAGGCCGCGUAAACGUCAAACGUCGUCGUCGUCGUCGGAAUUUCGUAGCAUUGCUCCAUCUCAUCGCUAAUUGUUUUUCUUUUUGGUGCGCGCACCCGCGAUUCCCUGUUUGUUUUUCCGUUUUUAAUCCGUGGCCACGCCACCAAAGCUGCCGUGUGAUGUUGUGGGUUGGCGUUCGAAGUGCCAAAAGGUUGUGCGUUGCGGAGGAGGACGGAGUGGCCAUUUGGCGGCGGUUUGUAAACAAAGCGGUUGGGCGCAAUUUGUCCGCGCUGGUUGGGAUUCGGGCCCGCUGCAGUUGUCACAAUGACGGAUUCCUUCUUCGGGUUCGACACGCAUCUUCCGGUGGAGGAUGACGGAGGCGGGGGAACUGGGGGCGGUCCGGACGAUUCGGAGGAGGAGUACGAUGCGCUGAACGAUGAGACGUUUGGGCAGGCACGGGAGGGGGACUGGGAGGAGCUGCACGAGGAUAUGGUCCGGUUGGAUCAGCGGGAGGGUGGGGAUGGCGAUUCGGGGCCGGAUUCGGACUUGGAUAUGAACUUUUCCAGCGUUCGGAUUGACAACUUGGAGCUGGACGAUGAUAACGAGUCGGAGGCGAGGUUGCAGCUGGAUCCGAGCGUGUGGACGAUGCCGAGCAAGCCGGAGACGCCGCGGCCGCAGUUGCCACAUCCGGCGAUGCAGCAACACCAUCCGCAGAGUUCGUUGAUGGCGGCGAUGCAGCACCAUCAGAGGAUAGGCGGGGGACCAGGUGGCCCCUUUGUCGGUCUUCCGCCCAACUUCCCGCUGCCGAAUCCGGCUCAGAUGCGCAUCUGUUCGGUGGAGGAGAUCGAGCAGAACAUGAUCAAGCAGCAGGCGCAGCACUCGAUGCCGCCGGAGGUUCCCCAGCAGCUGCCGCCGUUUCAUCAUCCGGGCAUGGGACUGCCUCGUCCGCCGCCCGGAUUUCCCGGAAUGAUGAAUCACCAGCCGCCGUUGACGAUUCCGGUGAACUUUCCGCCGCCGUUGAACAUGGUUCCCCCGUUGCCACCGUUGCACCUGCUCCAGACGAACGUUCCGCCGCCGUUUCCGAUGAAUGUGCCGCCGCCGAAUUUCCCCGGAGGUGAGAGCCACGCGAAUUUCAACCAACGGCUGGUUCAGGAGAUUCAGCAAAACCAUCCGAUGCUGAACCAGCACCGUCAACACCAGCAACAGGGUCAGAAUCGCUACCAGCAGCAGCACAAUAAUCGGCAGAAUUACCACCAGAACCAGCAGCAGAUGCAGCAUCACCGUGGCAAGCUGAACCGGUCGGGCGAGUACGACGAGUACGCGAACCUGAUGAGCGAACGGGACAAGCAGUGGCUGCUGGCCUUUGUACUUAACGCCCAAUACCCACCUGAUGCCAAACCCAUGUGGACGUUCAUCCCUAAGCAUGCGUAUGGCCUGGUUUUUGACAACGAUACAAAAUACGCCUGCGUUACCCGAGCAGGGACGGAAUAA